Paramecium tetraurelia is the source of this 4785-nucleotide messenger RNA. RefSeq lists its product as uncharacterized. NCBI's taxonomy places the organism in Eukaryota, Ciliophora, Oligohymenophorea, Peniculida, Parameciidae. Gene Ontology annotation, cellular component: anaphase-promoting complex. The transcript has 3 exons. Gene Ontology annotation, biological process: metaphase/anaphase transition of mitotic cell cycle; protein K11-linked ubiquitination; anaphase-promoting complex-dependent catabolic process. The record is from RefSeq and is a predicted model, not a curated record. Gene Ontology annotation, molecular function: molecular adaptor activity.
AUGAGUUAAUAAAGCUGUUUCUUCAACGAAAUCACGUCCAUUGAAAAGAUUUAGGAAGAAUCCAUUUAUUAGCAAAGCCAAUCUAAUACCCAAUAUUAUGUAAAUCAAUCAGACAAAUCAAUUAAUUUUUUAUCGAAAGGAGGGAAUUAAUUCUUUUUACCUUUGGAUGUUGAAAUAAACUAAGUAUUUCCAUUAUCUGAAGGUCUCUUGCUAGGUUGGGGUAGGGAUGAAUUUAAUUACUCUAUAGUAUUAAAUCAUCCUCUAGCCUCUAUUACAACAUUAGGAACUUAUAAUAGCACAUUAGGGACUAUUGAGCCUUGGAUACAUAUGCAAGAAGAAAUUAUUUAUGCCCAUAAAAUUCUGCCAAUAUUGAUAACCUAUAAUUCUUAAUUGAUGAGGCAUUGUGUUUAUAUUUUAAAAGUUGACGAUAAACAAGAAGUGCAAAAUUACAAUCUUACUGAAAAAACAGAUUGCCAAAUCAUUAGCGAAUUAUAUUAUGAAGAAAAUAUUAAAGAAGAAAAGGCAAAAUAAUGUGAAAUAAUUAGAAGUAAUGUUGAUGGAGAAUUAUUAAUUUGUUUAUUAUCAGAUCAUACAAUAAGAAUUUUAGAAAUGAAUUUCUAAGAAGAAAACAAAAGCAAAAAUAUUUUUAAUAGUUUAAAAGUAGUUUAAACUAUAUAAAAAGUUAGUUAAAUAUAAGUAUUCAACAUGAUUGAUUCAAUAUGUGCUGAAACUAUAUCUAUUAAAAAAGAGAAACUGAAAUACUAAAAUAAUCAAUUUGAAUAUGUGGCUUAUCAAAUUAUUAAUCACAAUAAUAUUCCAUCAAAUUUAUUGAUCUUACAUACGAAUUCUACAUUUACUUUAUUAAGUGGUAGCAAAAUCCUUUUAAAUUAUCAAAUUAACGAAUAAAUUAAUGAUAUCUCUUAAUUUAAUUGCGCUCCUGUUAUAACUGAACCCUUAAUACAAACAAUCUUACAUUCUUUGAAGAUUGCUUUAGAUACUCAAUAAUACAUUUGCCUAUUUAAAGAUGUCAUUAUUAAUUGCUUAUAAAAUCAGAACCUUAAAUUAGAAAUGUCAAAAAAUAAUAUAGAUAAUGAAUUCAUGAGAUUUACUUACCUAAUGUUAUGUUACUUAAAGUUAAGCAGCAAUAAAAAAGAUUGCGAAGAUCAAAUCUAAAAAAAGAUUAAAAGUAACACUCCAUCGGUUUAGUAGUCUCCUAUGAAAGAAAGUUCAAAAGCAUUUUAAUAAUUAUUAAAAUCUAAUUAUCACAAAGAAAAUUCUAGUUAUGAUAGCAAUUCUUAAUAUUGUCAUUAAUAACAAUAAUAGUAAUAGAGUUUAAGUUUUAUUUAUCACAUGACUAUGGAGAUGUUUAAUGAAAUUUAAGACAAGAUUUUAUAUGUUUUACAUUUAUUGUAUUAAGAAUUAUUGUUAUCAGAUGAAAAGUAGGCUAAUAAGUUGCUGGUUUUACUAUAUUAUUAUUCCCUCAAUAUGGAUAAUGAAGUUGCUAUUAAUUAUAGUGAUUAUUACCUCAGAAUAAAUCCAUCAUUAUAAUCUAUGUAUUAAAAUGAUAAUUUUAUAUCCCUUUUGCCAACUAUUAGAUCUUUGACUUUGCUUGGGUAACCAUAGUAAUAAAACAAAUAGAAAAUUCUGCCUCAAAAUCCAAUAGACUUGAAUAAAUGGUUGAGCAGCUUAUUAAUGAAUAAUCCAAUAUCAUUUCCGAUAUUAUUUAAGAGGACUAAAUAAUUGUGCAUCAUAAUGUAAUCAAUUCUAAAGAAACAAUUAAUCCAUAUUUCUUCAAUAUUAUAGUGUGAAGUUUAAGACUUUUAAAUUUUAUAUUAGGUACAAAAGACUUAACUAUUUUUCUAAAAAGUUUUAAAUCAAAAAUUGCAAAUCAAAUAUAUUUAAUAAAAGAAAAAUAAACUAGAAAUGCUCACAAAAUUAAGAGGGCCUUCUUUGAUGUUAUAUUUAUGCAGUGAAAAACGUUGGAAUAGAGAUAUUAUUAAUAAACUUCCUUUAUAAUUUAAAAUUGUUAUUUUAGAAAUAAUCACUUUAUUAAGAAAUAAUUUUCCAAAUGACUUAAUGGGAUAAAUUACUAAAGAUUCAUAUUUAUUAAUAGAUAGAAUGGAUAUUUAUUUAAAUUGCAAAUUAUAUAUUCAAAAUCCUGUAGAAUGUGAAUUUAAAAAAUAUGUUAAUUCAAUUUUAAGUGGGCAAAUAAAAAGUUUAUAGAAUGAAGAUGAUCAUGAUAUCUAAUAUGAUUAACAUUUGAUGUAGCAAGUUAAGAGACAAUUUGACUUUACAAGAGACAUUCGAAUAAAAACAAAAAUGACUGAACAUAUUCCUGAAGAAAGAUUGGAUUAAGAUGCUCCUUCAGUAUUAUUAAAGUUAUUGAAUCGAAAAUUAGCUAUGUUUGUUGGGUUAGGAUCAUUAACAUAUGGUACAAGCGACCAUUUUAUUACUGAUUAAAUAAAAUUUCCUUCAUUAAACUUAUCUGGAAUCCUUCAAUAAAAUAGCUUGAAAUUAACAAUAGAUUCAACAAGAGAAGAUUAUACAUAAAUGACAUAAUGGCCAGAAUUUCAUUUAGGAGUUACCUUGUCGCUAUAGUUAUCCAAAAAAUUGAAAGGCUUAAGUCAAGAAUCCUUAAGAACUUGGAUAUUUUAUUAGAAACCAUAAAAUCCUUCUAAUAUCCAUGGAGGAUUUAUGUUAGGAUUAGGAUUAUUAGGAUAUCUAAAUUCAUUUAAUUAGAUAGAUUUAUAUUAACUUCUUACAUAAAACCAUGAAGCAACAAGUGUGGGAGUAUUAUUAGGUAUUGGAGCAUCAAGAAUUGGAACUUGUGAUGAGCCUACUUAAAAAUCUUUAACUGUCCAUAUUCCAAGUUUGAUACCUAGUGUUUAUGAUUUGGAGCUACCAAGUAAUGUUUCUACGAGUGCAUUAUGUUCACUCGGAUUCUUAUUUAUGGCUAGCGGCAAUAGAAAUUUUACUGAAGUUGCUUUGGGUUUAAUAGGUAGAAAACCCCAUAAUGAUAAAGUGAUUGAUAGAGAGGGAUAUUCUCUUGCAGCUGGAAUAGCAUUAGGAUUAAUUAAUUUAGGAAAAGGAAGUGUGUGGAGAAGAGAACUUUAAAUUGUAGAUCGAUUAAUCAGAUUUGUUCAAGGAGGAAAAGUACUCCCUCCGCCUUAAUCCUCAUUAUCUACUAAUUUUAUGUAAAAUGAAAGUGUCAGCAGUUCAAUACGAGAAGGUAACAUGGUUAAUGUACAUGUUACUUGCCCUGCUGCUCUAAUGGCAUUAAGUUUAAUGUUUAUGUAAAUGAACUAAUAGAAUAUUGUAGAUUAAUUAAAUAUUCCUAAUUCUUUUAGUAGUUUAGAGAGUUGCAACCCAAAUCAUAUCAUAUUAAAAUCUUUAACUAGAAAUAUUAUCAUGUGGGAUAGUAUACCAACAACUUAAGCAGAUUUACAUUCAUAAAUUCCAGAAUUAAUUUCAUUUUUGUUCGAGCAACCUUUAAAAAAAAUCCAUUAAAAGUUCUAUUUAGUAUAUAAUGUAGAAGUGAUCGAUUUUAUGUCUGUAAGUAUGAUAUAUACAGGUAUGAUAUCUGGAGCAUUAUUAGCCAUGGGUAUAAAAUAUGCUGGAACUCAUGAUUAAUAAGUCAAAUAACUUAUGAUAAAAUAAAUAGAGUUCUUAAUAAAAUUAAGAAUAUCUUAAAAUGAAUUUGCCAAUGACCCAGAUAAUAAGUGCGCUAUUGAUUAAUACACUUAUUAUACUAAUAUUGUUAAUGCUUUAUAAGGGUUAUCUCUUUUGAUGGCUGGCAGUUUUGAUUAAGAAGUAUUGACAAUAGCUAAAUCUUUAAUAUAAAAAAUGGAAAAUUCAUAAAUUUGGCAUUUCGGUUUCCAUUAAGGAAUAAAAAUGGCUAUUGGUUUUGUAUUUAUGGGAAAAGGAGGGUAUUCAUUCAAAAAAUCAAAAAAAGCAAUCAGUAUGCUAUUAUUAUCUUUGUACCCAUAUUACCCAACUAACCCUGGAGAUAAUAAAUAAUAUUUAUAAGCCUUAAGAUGGAGUUACGUUUUAUCAAUAAGACCUAAAAUAUUUAAAAUUAUUGACGUGAAGACUCAUAAAACUGCAAAUUUAUAGAUUAAAAAUGAGAUAUUUUCUGAUCCUAAUUACUGCUAAUCAAACUUUUCAUUUACAAAUAAGGCAAUAUAAACAAUUUAUGUACAAUCAAAAGUCUUAAGCUAAAAUAAUUAAGAUUUAUUAAAUCCAAAUAACACUCUUAAUCAUAUUGAUACUUUAUUAUUGAUUGGCGAUAUGUAGACGAUUGACUCAAAGCUAGAUGGGCUUUAUGAGUAUAAGUUUAUCAAAAAUUUAAAAGAGAAAUAAUAUUUUUUAAAAUUGUUGCAGCAUGAUUAAAGCAAUUUUAUUUAAAUCUUAGCUUCUUUAUUUAAUACUAAUAAAUAUGCCCACAUACCAAUUCUUGGAUUAUUUUAUAAAUUGUACCAAAAUAAAUUAGUACUAUCCUAGGAAGUUAUUGAUUAAUUAACUCCUACAAUUAGUGUUACUAACCAAGAACUAAAUAAAUACAUAAAUUAAGAUUUUAAAAAUAUGUAGUUUAGUUUAGUAUCACACAAAGUCUACAGCUUUUUAUCAAUAUAUAACUUGCCUUAUCUACAUGACAUAAAAUAAAUAGUUAAAGUUGCUAAAUAGAUUCCCCUCUAAAUGUUAGAAUUUUAUUUAUACAAAUCCUUUGAAGACAUCUAACAACAAAAAUUAAAGCAAUUAGCUCAUUCAAUAUUAUUAAAUUAAUGA